Lucilia cuprina (Australian sheep blowfly) is the source of this 2117-nucleotide messenger RNA. RefSeq lists its product as uncharacterized. The record is from RefSeq and is a predicted model, not a curated record. NCBI's taxonomy places the organism in Eukaryota, Metazoa, Arthropoda, Insecta, Diptera, Calliphoridae. The coding region runs from base 480 to 1106 and encodes 208 amino acids. The transcript is spliced from 2 exons.
UCGUUUUUUUUUGUACGUGUAUUUACGUUUUUUUUUUGAUUAUUUGAUACUUGUUAGGAUUUAGUACAUUCCCUUUUUUACACCCUUGGGUGGGGAUAUUUUUCUAAAUUCUAACGAGUAAAACCGCUAACGGUAUCGGCUUAAAUAUUGUUCGCCACUUUCUGCCAUUAAAAUAUAUCAUUAUCUUCCUAAUCGCUGUCGUAUACGUUUCGUAUAACCCAAACACAAGGUAAUAUUUAAUAAAGAUUUUUAUUUAAACAAAAUUUUAAAAACACUUUUCGUUUUAUUUUCACGCACGAACAUUUUGGUCCAAUCGAGCCGGAUUUAAUUUGCCGCUUUCAAGUACACCACAAAUUAAUUGGUAUUCUUUUUGUUUUUAUUUGUUUCAACACAAGAUCGCCAUAUUUAUUUGGACAUUUUGCCAAACAACAACAGGAAUUGUAAUUUUUUUUGGAACAUAAAAACAAUUAAUAAGCACUAUGGAACGCAUUAUGGCCAUGUCUGAAGCUGAUCUCCUUGAGGAGUAUGGUGAGGCAAUGGAGGUUGACACCGCAGCAGCCACGAAUCAACCGGGUUCUACCGACAAGUCCGACGAUGGCGCCACCAGUAUCGCCGCCGUGGAAAACCCACCAGUCUCCGUGAUCCCUGCACCAGAGGUCCCAAUGACAUCCAACAAAAACUCCACUGCACCUGCAGUGGUUUCAGCUCGAGAGGUACCUUUGACCUCACCUGAGCAACUGUCUGCCCCUAUGGCAGUACCGGCUCUAGAAGCCGAAACUACGCAAAAUCCUGAUCCCGUAUCAGGUGCCACGGAAGCCUCAGGUUCGAAUCCGGUCGCGAAUUCAAUAAGCGAACAACAAAAUUGCCCUCUUUGUAAGCGACGUCAUCGACUAUCGGGUUGUCGAAAAUUUCAAAAUAUGUCCUUCGAGAGGAGAAUUAGGAUGGUGUUAUUGCACCAUUGUUGCUCUCGGUGCCUAUCAGCGGAACACAUCUCUCGUGAUUGUACGAGUAAAGGCCGUUGUAAAAAAUGUAAAGGAAAGCACCAUUCUAUGCUCCACUCGAAGAAUCACGUCGCCGCCAAAUCUAAAAAAAGCGCUCGAAACUAAGCUACCCGACCAGACGCCCCGUUAACUCUUCGCCGUUGCCGUUGCUUCAUGUCGUGACAUUCUCACCAACAGCAACCGUUUUGUUGCUUGGCUCAAAAAAGAGCAUUCGGGUACGGGCAGCUUUAGACCUUUGCUGCAGUAUGAGCUAUAUUUGCUCCUCCUUAGUUGCAAAUCUAAAACUGCCCGUGACCACUGUUGGUGCAGACCAAAUAUGUCGAGUGAACAUUUGUUCACAAUAUGACCCGACGCAACAAAUAACGUUUACCGUUAAAGUAAAGAAAAUGCAAGGCAUUAAAACACCAUUGCAAACAGUUUCGGAUUCGGUUAAAAUUCAUUUUGAGGGACUGCAAUUGGCAGACCCUAGUUUUAAUGUCUCUGGCAAAGUCGCACUUGUCAUUGGUCCGGAAAUUGCUCCGCAAGUUUUAAAAGGGAAAAUAUAUUCGAACCCGGGACUUCCGAUGGCUCAAUACACCAUUUUUGGUUGGGUCAUUUCUGGCCAAGCCUCUCUUUAAGAGGCCCAGUUCAUGGUCUGAUUUAAAACCAUUCUCCCAUGAGAGCAGUAUGUAGUCUGCGUAAAACUACAUCCCAUAGACUUUGUUCUAUGGGAACAUCUUUACCAGCUGGUCUGGUUUUUGGUCCUAUGACCAAUCUGUUGUUUGAAAAAAUGAAUUAAAUAAAUAAAUGGAAAAAAACCUAUUACUUUAAGCUCUUUAUUCUUUAUUAGAUUUUACCUCUUAAGUUUAUAUUAUGGUUGCAACGUCCUUUGUUGUUGCAAGGUGGCCGGCAAUGUUUAAGUUCGUUUUUUUUGUACGUGUAUUUAUGUUUUUUUUGAUUAUUUGAUACUUGUUAGGAUUUAGUACAUUCCCUUUUUUACACCCUUGGGUGGGGAUAUUUUUCUAAAUUCUAACGAGUAAAACCGCUAACGGUAUCGGCUUAAAUAUUGUUCGCCACUUUCUGCCAUUAAAAUAUAUCAUUAUCUUCCUAAUCGCUGUUGUAUACGUUUCGUAUAAC